Messenger RNA from Toxorhynchites rutilus septentrionalis, 2798 nucleotides. RefSeq names its product transmembrane protein 170A. The transcript is spliced from 2 exons. The coding region runs from base 1163 to 1555 and encodes 130 amino acids. NCBI's taxonomy places the organism in Eukaryota, Metazoa, Arthropoda, Insecta, Diptera, Culicidae. The record is from RefSeq and is a predicted model, not a curated record.
CCAAACAAAGAUUUACUAAAUAGACUAGUGAAGAGUAGCAAGAGUGAUCGUCUGAUGGGUCCCCUCCUCUAUCACGAUAUUGUCUUUUUGCUACGAUUACUCGCUUGCAUUGAAAAACGAACUAAACCAAUGGAGCAAUAGUUUACGAUUUGUGAUUGAAUUCGUGUGUGAUAUUAAAAAAACUCCGUUUUGUGGUGUACCGUGUGCUGUUGUAGUGUCUGCAUUCCACUCUGGAAUGUUUCGGAUGUGAAGGAUAUACACUGUGAUGAGAAUGAAAAAGCAAAACGGAAUGAGCAUAAUUUUUCAAUACUAGUUGUCUAGUGCAAUACGUGUAUGGGUACCGAGAGGAAGCCAAGAAAAAAUGAGUGCACUCUGAAACGAAAGUGAAUCUGAGGGUGUAAUUAUGGACACAUUCCCUUUGGCUCUUCAAGGCUAUCGUGUUUGCGAUUACUACUGUUGGUGAGUUCUAAGUGGCAGGGAGAAGAAUCAUUGGGAGGAGACGACGUGCGAACAGUGCCUACCUAGGUCGACCAACUAGCAAGUGAAAGAAUAAACAACGACGUAGCUUUUGCUCCUCUAAGUGUGUCCUAAAUGUGUGCUGUAAAACAGAGAUUAAAGGUCAUAGCUACGGUCGGCAGCAAAUACUGAUAUAAAGAACCACACGAUGGUGUACAGUGGUGUGUAUCAUUCGCACUACCUGAUGCGACCACCGCCGACAUCAUCCGCAACAUCUCUGCCUACUUCUGCCGUUGUUGCUACCCGGGAAACCACUCCAUCAUCGCUGUUGUUCACAAACGGGUCAAUUUUAGCCGGGAACGAAGCUUUAGUUUCCACUGUGCUACCACCGUUUUCACUAUAUCUAUCAUUGUUCUUAGCCGAAGAAGACGCGUACAGGAAGCAGCAGGAGCAACAGCAAAACCCUCAAUCGCUCAGCAGUGUGUCACAAAUAAACCAUUGGGCGCAACGGAGUAACUGUUAGUCAAAAGUUUUUAAACUAAAGCAAGAUAGUAACUUGUACGAGGGAUCUCGACGUGCGGAAAAACACUAGCGCACUGUAUAUGUGUAGUAAAAGCUAAGGAUACGACGAGGAAUUUGUCACAAAAGUUCUCUCAAACGUUAAGGCAUAGUGAGGGAGAAAACCUAAUCGGUUUUAGCGGAAGCAAUGUAUUCCGACAGUAUCUCGGAGCUGGACACGAUAGCCAAUGUGAUCGGACUGCGGGGCGUCGGAACGAGUACAUUAACUAAAUUCUUGGAAAUGUGGUACCACGUCUUCCUGUGGGCGCUAUUCUCGUCAAUCAUCGUACAUACUGGUGCGGCAGUAGUUGCGUUUGCUACACUGCGUAAGCACAAGUUCGGUCGAUUCUUCUCGAUCUUUAUCCUGGUGAUGGGUGUGGUCUCUCCGGUUACCGGAGGCACCGUCAGCAGUGCCACCAUAGCAUUUGUGCACAGAGCGUCAAACCUGCCGAUGUCACCGAUUCUGGCCAUGGUGUACGGCUUUGGACAAACUAUUUUGUCCGCCUGUCUCGGAUUCACGCGGCUCCUGGCGACGUUGUAAAUGCGGUUGGGUUGAACACUCGCAAAUGCUUUGCUUCGAGUGUAUCAACUCGAACGCAUCGGAGACCACAUUCACGUAUGAGCAUAUACACCGCGCAUGCAUCUUUGUUUCCGUAAUAGUUAAACAUUCUAAGAAGAGCAAAAUGCUAAUCAUUUUACUAUAGUCCAGUUUUAUCAAAAUGCGUAAGAGGAGAAGAAAAAAACUAAUAAAAAUUGGAAUCCCGCGUUUCCAGGGAAAACAAUACAAGGGCCAUACUCGACCGAUACACGGGGAGACGAGAAAACUAUUUCAAUAAUUUUGUUUUAAGAUAAGCAGACAGGCAAAUCAAUGAUACAAAUACGAUAAACCGCAAACAAGUGUAAACCAAGUAAAAUGUUAAGACUAAGGAAUAAUCUGCUAGUAAUGUAAGGCAGAAAGGAGAAACAUUGCAGAAAGCUAUUAUACAUAUAGUAAAAGUAACAAAAAACUAGUGAUAUAUACCUUAAAGAGUAAUUAAAAUCAAUUGUUUAGUAGCAAACCGUAUUGGGCAGAACAAUCCUAGUAAACAAAGAAAAAUCGCCACUAAUGAAAAAUCUUUAUAUACGCUAUCGUCAUCAACAAACAAAUCACUAGAUAUCAGAGCAAACACUAAACACAGAAAUGUUGUUGCUUUCAACAUUCGUUUCAUUUGCUUUGCAGUUUCACCCUAUUCAUCACAGCUCCGUGAGCACAUUUUAUCAUAUCUCUAUCAUAGUGAAAAGGAGGAAAUUAUUUAUUUGUCAUUUUGCGCUUUCUUUCAUUUUGACUCCCCGUUUCUUACACACUAAUCCACACGUUGAAACGCCGAAAUGCUUUCGGUCCAAUUAGCGUUUUCUCCUCACACAGCUCGGAUUCUAUGUAUAAAUCGUUGAAAAUAAAAUCAUUUUGCUUACAUUUUCAUCACUCUGCUCAAUUUCUCUGUAAUUACGCUAGAGAAACGUAAUAUGUAUAUGUAUAUUUUGUUAGAAUUUCGAAGAAAGAAGCGGAAACGUAAAUCUUAGGUUCUAGGUGGCAAGAAUCAAGGGAAACAACAAUAUGUUUUAGUGCAAACGUAUGGAAUAGAAAGGAAGGAGUGGAAGGCUUGAGAAAGUGUUGUGUUUAGGCUGCAAUCAAACUCUCUCUCUCUAUAAAUACAAAAUAAGCUGAACAAUGAAGCUCCUUCUCGAGGCUUAGAAUGAAGCAGGUUUUAAUCAUAAUAAAUAGUGAAAGUCCAUGAACGAUAGUA